Molecule: messenger RNA, 1299 nt
Organism: Penicillium alfredii
Lineage: Eukaryota; Fungi; Ascomycota; Eurotiomycetes; Eurotiales; Aspergillaceae
Exons: 1
Coding region: 1-1299 (432 amino acids)
Biological process (GO): protein N-linked glycosylation
Molecular function (GO): glycosyltransferase activity
Source: RefSeq, a predicted model, not a curated record
AUGUCCUUUUCGAUAGAGUGGAAACCCCCAAUGGAGUGGAAACUGCCGGCAGAGUGGAAAUCCCCAGCAGAGUUGAGACUUCCAGCAGGUUGGAAACUUCCUGGCUGGAAGACCCUGGUGGUCCAUUUAAUAGCAGCCAGUAUCAGUCUCUAUCUCCUGGUUUCGUUAUCCUUCUCUACAGCUCCGAUCAGUCUUCCGAGCCAUAUCACGCCCGACGACCUCCACUCUUCAUCUUCCUUGAACUUGACUGGCACCCAUAGUCUCGGCAAUUCCAGCGCCGGUUUCAACGCCAGCACCAAAGCCAGUCCCGUGGCCAGUCCGAUAUCUAGCCCCAGUGCCAGCCCAAGUCCACUCAAGAGCCGCUACGCCAUUGGCACCUUUUUAGGCGCCCACUGGGAUAAGAAAGAGGGCGAUACCGACUAUUCAGAUUGGUAUUUCGUGGGAGCGCGGAUCCUAACCUACCAAUUCAUGCAUUCUCCCAUUACAAAGUUGAAGACCCCGAUUCCAUUCAUCAUCCUCGUGAGCAAGGACGUGUCAGAAAGCAAGCGCGAGCGACUCAGGCGCGACGGCGCAACCGUCGUCGAAGUCGAGCACAUCCAGCAUAACUUCUCCGACCAGAUCGGCAAGCCGAGCUGGAAAGAGACAUUCACCAAAAUGCGCCUAUUCGACCCGAAAGUCAUGCCCUAUGAGAAGGUCCUGAUGGUCGAUACUGACAUGGUCAUCACACGCCCCAUCGACAAUCUAUUCUUGGACCGCAACACCGCGCUCCAACCAUCGCGCCGAAAUGGAACAAAAGAACAAAAGUCAGCGCUCCUGUCGCACCACCGCAAAUUUCCGGCUUCCUAUGCCUACUGGACGGCGCCAGAAACAAUGGACUGGGACCAUCCAUUCCCCUUCACCAAUGAGGACGGGGCAAUCAAGGAGUUUAACAGCGCCUUGGCCAUGUAUACGCCCAACGAGGCUAUCUUUCAAUAUUACAUGGAUCUGAUCGCGAAGCCGGAUAGCUUCCCAUUCUGGGGCCUUCCAGACCAAAACUUGCUCAACUAUGCCCAUCGUUUGGAUGGGCCGCUGCCGUGGCAGCAGCUCGAACCCUCGUGGUAUAUCAACUGGGUUAACCCCAACGAUCUGGAGGGCGAGGUGGCUAUUUUCCACAUCAAGUACUGGAACAUGGAGUACCCUCAUCCCCUGGUUCGGGAAUAUGCCUUGAGUCGGAGAUGGGAAAUGGAGGGAUAUUGGCUGGCCAAGGAGGGCAAACCACACGCCAAAUGGGCCAGCAACAGUGUACUGGGUGAUAUAUAA